UGCUGCAAUGAGUGUCCACCAGCAGCGGUCUAGAGUCCUCUGCUCGUUGAGUAUCCUAGCGGCGUACCAAAGCCAGCCCGACACAAAGAAAAGAGCGGUGAGUCAUGGAUUGUGCAUCGCGUCGAAGCCUCAGGAGAAAUACUGUGCAAAGGACACGUCAAGAUCUCUGCAGUGGAAGUAUAACGGAAUUGAAGUUUUUGGCCUAAGUUUCGAUGGG
This is a messenger RNA of Geodia barretti, 217 nucleotides long. The record is from the annotation of a GenBank genome assembly. Lineage: Eukaryota; Metazoa; Porifera; Demospongiae; Tetractinellida; Geodiidae.